Molecule: messenger RNA, 1872 nt
Organism: Acanthamoeba castellanii str. Neff
Lineage: Eukaryota; Discosea; Longamoebia; Acanthamoebidae
Exons: 7
Coding region: 1-1872 (623 amino acids)
Biological process (GO): transcription by RNA polymerase III; DNA-templated transcription initiation; transcription preinitiation complex assembly
Cellular component (GO): transcription preinitiation complex; nucleus; transcription factor TFIIIB complex
Molecular function (GO): RNA polymerase III general transcription initiation factor activity; RNA polymerase III type 3 promoter sequence-specific DNA binding
Source: RefSeq, a predicted model, not a curated record
AUGGAGUGCCGCCACUGCGGCCAUGCCGGUGCUGAGCAGGUGGACGGGGAGGGCUUGGUGUGCAUGGGAUGUGGCUGGGUCCUGGACGCAACCCUGGAAUUGGUCGAGGAGGGCGAGAAGCAGGUCCUUACCUCGGGAGCAAUCAUCAACCAAUCGUCUGGCACCUUCGUUGGGGUGGGCGACAACGGUGAAGGCCACUUGAUAUACGGAGGCGGCAUACAUAGCCACAUUCUCUCUUCCGCCGUUCGGGCCAAGAGUCGGCAGGAUGCCAUGACACGCAUCUUUGACAACGUGGGUCCGCAACUGGGCCUUGGGAGCAACUCCAGGCGGCGCAUGUGCUACAUCAUGGGGCAAGUGCUUGGCUUUCUGGACGAUAGCAAGAGGCACUACAAAAGGCAACGGAAGGACGCAGAUGCGAUGCAGAACGCGGAGACCGAGGAGGAGAGGAAGAAGCGAAAGGGCCUCGAGAAGAGGAGCAGAGAGAAGGAGCUACACCACAAUUCCGUUCUUAGUCGCGUCAAGCCUCUCGCCGGUGCCAUCAUCUACGCCGUGUGCAGAGAAGAGGAGAAGCCUGUCACGCUUGGCACUGUCGCGAUGGCUGUGGGCGAAGGUCCAUACGCGGUCGGCAAGUCCUUCACGCAGAUGAAGCGACACUUGAAUAUCGGCAACCAUGAAGUCGAUCCUAUCCUCUUCAUCGAACCAGCCGUGAGCAAGCUCAAACUUUCCACGCCGGAACGCAAGGCUCUCCGCAACUUGGCCAUUGCGAUACUCGAGUACAUAGCAGACAAGGAAUGGAUUAUGGAAGGCAGGGUGAGGGCCGGCGUAGCGUUGGCCUCCGUUAUGCUGGCUGCCGAGUUUUCCAAGAUCAAGAUCAGCCCGCAGCUGAUGAUGCACCCUGAUGUCAAAUUAAGAACCGUUAAGGAGAGAGUCGCCGAACUGAAGAAGGCUAUGAUUCGCUGCGCCGAUGAGUAUCUUCCCUUUCCGUCGGGCACGGUGACCAGGCAGAACCUGCAUCACUUUGCCGAUCAGAUUAUCAAGGCGACGGCAUGUAUCACCGACGCCAAGAAGGAGGAGGUCACUCGGGUGUUAAUGGAGGAGCACGCACAGCGAGAGCGCGAGAGGCAGGAGUCUACUGCCGACGGGGUCGAGGCGACUUCGACUUCGAUAACCACGACGACUACUCCUUCUAUGAGACUGGACGAGGCCACAAUCAAAUUGAAGGCGAAAUCGCAGAUCGGCAUCGUCGACCCUCGCUCCUUCACAGUCGCUGAGGCGGGACGACAGCGGAGGAGGGAGAAGCUCGUGAAGGCCAAACAGCGCCUCGCCUUGCUGCUGAAGAAAUCUCCCAAGGCCAUGCAGGUGCUGGGAGCGACGGGCGAGAAGAUCAAGGCCGAGGGGCUGGUGCUUCCGGACCUCUUUCCGGUCAAGCUCGAGAGGGAGGUCGAACCAACUACACCUGUGCAGAUGGUGUACGCCGAGCAGCCGUCACCCAUCCAGCGCGGCCGAGCGGCCAGCAGGAAGCGAAAGCGCGAGCCGAAGCCUUGCAAGGUGGAGAGCGAAGGCGAGGUGAGCCAACCGAUCAAGAAGGAGGAGGAGCUCGACGAGGAGGACUGGAAGAUCGAGCGUUGCCUCUUACUGGGCGUGAGCGAGGCGCUCAUCCUGGAUGGCAGCUACGAGCUGGGCGAGAACCUGGCCGAGGUCUUCCCGCCGGUCUCCCACUCGGAGGAGCUCGGCGAGAGCGACAUGGCCGACGAGGAGCUGCGGAGCUACAUCCUCACCGGUCCCGAGCGUUCGCUCUUCAGCGAGGUCAAGAGCCACUGGGUAAGCGAGGAAGAAGAGGAGGGCCACAGCGAGCCGAACCAACACGUGUAG